Brassica oleracea var. oleracea is the source of this 1522-nucleotide messenger RNA. RefSeq names its product interactor of constitutive active ROPs 5. The transcript has 4 exons. The record is from RefSeq and is a predicted model, not a curated record. Bases 267 to 1415 code for a protein of 382 amino acids. Lineage: Eukaryota; Viridiplantae; Streptophyta; Magnoliopsida; Brassicales; Brassicaceae.
UUUUUUCAACAAAGUUGAAAACGAAUUUUGCACACUGAGAAAAAAAGAGAGGCUUCGUGAGUCAGUGAGAAAAAAUAGCAAAUCCGACGAGUCUAAAGAUCAGUUCUAAACUUCAUUCUGCAAUUCUUCAGUUUCGUUUGUCUUUUUUUUUUCUUUAUUAAUUCGAUUUAUUCAACUAAAGGAAGCUAAAUCGACGGACAGUUUUGUCAGAUAAGAAGCAAUCAUUACACACAACACAAAGAGGGUUUUAAACUCUUUAUCCCAAAAUGCAAACUCCAAAAUUAAGGCCUGGUUCUUUGGAGCUGCCACAUAAGAAAUCCUCUUUACCAGCUCCCAAACUUGCUAGGAGAGUUAAGCCAAGUGGAAUAGAAUCUGAUCCCAAAACCAAAACAUCACCAAGAACUCAAACCCUCAAAGUAGCUACUGCUGAUCGCCGCUCUCCAAGAAUCCCUCUCAAUGAGAUUCAGAAGAAGAGGUCAGGGAGGGUACCAGAGCUAGAAUCUCAGGUAGCUCAGCUUCAAGAAGCGCUCAAGAAGGCAAAGGAAGAGCUAAACAGAUCAGAAGCAUUAAGGAGAGAAGCCAAACAAGAAGCUGAAGAAGCCAAGAAGCAGCUAAUGGAGAUCAACACCUCAGAAGAUUCAAGAAUUGAGGAGCUGCGUAAACUCUCACAGGAGAGAGACAAGACAUGGCAAUCUGAGGUUGAUGCUAUGAAGAGACAACACGGAAUGGACUCAGCUGCUUUGUCUUCCGCCAUCACCGAGGUACAGAAGCUGAAGUCAAAGCUCUUUGAGACUGAGUCAGAGCUAGAGAACUCUAGGUUUGAGGUAAGGUCUUUAGAGAAACUUGUUAGAGACUCAUCAUCAUCAUCAUCAGGGGAAGUCAAGACUCUGAAAGAAGGAAUGGAACUUGCGAGGCAAGAGAUAAGCCAGUUGAAAUCUGCGGUUGAAGUAGCGGAGAGAAGGUACCAAAAUGAGUAUAUACAGAGCACGUUGCAGAUAAGAAGCGCUUACGAGCAAGCAGAGGCGGUUAAGUCAAAGUAUUCACAGAGAGAGGCAGAGUUAGCUGAGGAGCUGAAGAGAACCAAAGCUGAAGCUGAGGUUUUGCGCAAAGGAUAUGAAGCUGCUGAAGAUUUCAAGAAGCUUGAGUCAGAUUUAGUGGAAGUGAGAGGGAGUUUGAUGGAUAAGGAGAUGGAGUUGCAGAGGCUGAGAAGUGAAAUGGAGAAGAGAGUUGAGAGCACAAACACUGAAGCUAUGGAAGCGGAGCUAAGGAGAGUGAAGGUUCAGUGUGAGCAGUGGAGGAAAGCGGCUGAGACGGCUGCUUCUAUACUGAACAAUGAAGAGGAGAGAAUGGAUUCUGUUGAGAAUGGUAAAAUGUUGAAGAAGUUUGGUGUGUUACUCAAGAAAAACCACAAGUAAUAACUUGAUUCUUUUUGGAUUCUAUUUUAAGAUAUUGAAAAAUUGGCAUUGCUAUUGCCUGUAAAUUUGUAAAAUUCGAUUUGAUUUCUAUAAGUUUAUUUUCUCUU